GGGAGCACCGCGCACUCCGAAAAUAACUAAAGCGUUCGUAAUUUUCAGCUAAAUGCCCGAAGAACGCGAUGUUGCAAUGGAUUCAGUGUCUGGGAAGAUGGAAAGUGAGAGAAAACCUAGAGUAUUUGAGAAGCCCCUGGAUUUAGACGACGUUCUGGUGAACGAGCUGGGUCAACUGGGCUGGUUCCAGCUGCGGAUCAUUGCGUUAGUGGUCGUACCGAUCAUGAUGUCAGCGUUCAUGAGUGAAUACAUCUUCUCCGCCGCAGCGAUACCUCACAGGUGUUGGAUACCAGAAUGCAAUGAAAAGAGUAAAGAGUUAAAAUAUGACCCUGAUUGGAUAUUAAACGCUGUACCAAGUACCGGGUCUGGAUUUUCCAGCUGCCGAAGGUUCGCUCUACAGACUUCUGGUACUAACGGUAGUCUCGACAACUGCCCUGCUCAGUUGUUUGAUCACUCCAAAACUGUGGGGUGCCAGGGUUAUGUUUAUGAAAAAAACAAUUCAGUUGUCUUUGAUUUCGAUCUCGGUUGUCAAGACUGGUUGCGAGCGUUCGCCGGCACGCUAAACAGUAUCGGGAUACUGCUGGCGAUGCCUAUCACGGGCUACAUCUCGGACCGCUUCGGCCGCAGAUUCGCUCUCGUCGUUAACGUGUUUAACCUCAGCUUGGUCGGCCUGAUUAGAGCGUUCUCCGUUAAUUACACCAUGUACAUGAUACUACAAAUUGUUCAAACCACGCUAGGUGCUGGUACUUUCAGCUCUGCUUAUAUAUUUGCUGCUGAACUGGUUGGACCUAAGUACCGUGUGCUAACAAGUGCGACAUUAUCAUCUAUAUUUGCAAUCGGACAAGUGAUCCUUGGCGCGGUGGCCUGGCUGAUUCAGCCGUGGCGGUCUAUGCUUAUGGCCCUACAUAUACCAGGUUUCGUGAUAAUCGCGUACUAUGGGAUAUUGUCUGAGAGCAUUCGAUGGUUGAUUUCCAAAAGAAAAUUCACCGAAGCGAAAAAAGUUUUGGAGACUGUAGCGAGAGUAAACGGGACACAAAUAAGUGAGAAGUCUUUGCAAGCACUUAUGGGUUCAGCGGAGACUCCACCUAAAGCGAAUGACGGAAGUCCGAGUCUCAUCCGUUCAAUUACACGCUCGCCAGUCCUACUGAGGCGAGUGUGCACAACUCCAGUGUGGUGGAUCACCACGAUCUUCGUGUACUACGGUCUCUCCAUCGACUCCACCAGCCUCUCCGAUACCAUCUACUUGAACUACAUCUUGACUUGCGCCAUAGAGAUUCCAGGCUUCUAUACAGCAGUGUUCGUGUUGGACAGAGUUGGCAGAAAAGCUACCAUUUCCUCCGGCUUCUUCUUCAGUGCCGCUUGCAACAUUAUAUUUGUUUUUGUUCCGAGCAGUUUGUCGGUGUUCCGGCUGAUAGUGUUUCUGCUGGGAAAAUUCGGCAUCUCCAUGGUGAUGACGUCCCUGUAUCUCUACACCUCUGAGCUGUACCCCACGGAGUACCGGCACAGCCUACUGGCCUUCUCGUCCAUGAUUGGACGGAUCGGAUCUAUCACGGCUCCACUCACACCUGUACUCAUGGACUACUGGCACGGCAUCCCGUCAAUGAUGUUCGGUGCGAUGGGCAUCCUGUCCGGCAUACUGGUUCUCACGCAGCCCGAGACGCUGGGCACCAAGAUGCCCGACACCUUAGCCGAGGCGGAAGCACUGGGCACACCAGAAUCCAAAUUGCAGCCGCCCAGUUGAUCUCGCUUCUCAUCAGGGCUGUCCUGAAUUUACAAAUAUCUUUAGAUUUUACCUUCUUUAAGCGUUAGUUAUCGCAGGCUGAUCUUCCGUCAAAGUGUCCGAAAUUUUGGUGUCGUGACGCGGUGUAAAGCAAUAUAAAAGCAAUAUAAAUGUGGUUCGAUACCAGUCUUGCACAUAGCUAGGCUAAGCCACCUUUGUUUCGUAUCUCAAUAUAAAACACACUCUGCAUUAUUUUGUACUGUGAUGUUUAUAGAAAUGCUGUGUUGAUAAUUUUCGAGAGUUUACCUAUUACAUUGUUUAAAGGUGAAAUGUACCGAACCUCAGAUUUUUAAUAAUAAUAUGAAUAUAUUUUUCUCCCUACUUUAUUGACUGAUUUGGAUUGACUCUUUUGUAAGUCUGGUUGAGUACUACAAGUAUGAGAAGUUUUAUAUGGGAACUCGCCAUUCUGCUUUGUAUAUUGCAUUAUAAACAAGCUGUAGAUGUUUUUGCAGCAUGACUUUUGUUAUUCUGAAUUUCUGCCGCGCUUAGAAUCUUGUCUAGUUUACUAAUGGUAU
Molecule: messenger RNA, 2295 nt
Organism: Pararge aegeria (speckled wood butterfly)
Lineage: Eukaryota; Metazoa; Arthropoda; Insecta; Lepidoptera; Nymphalidae
Product: solute carrier family 22 member 3-like
Exons: 7
Coding region: 53-1741 (562 amino acids)
Biological process (GO): transmembrane transport
Cellular component (GO): membrane
Molecular function (GO): transmembrane transporter activity
Source: RefSeq, a predicted model, not a curated record